This is a messenger RNA of Trichechus manatus latirostris (Florida manatee), 3319 nucleotides long. Its product is annotated as zinc finger protein 45. Gene Ontology annotation, molecular function: RNA polymerase II cis-regulatory region sequence-specific DNA binding; DNA-binding transcription factor activity, RNA polymerase II-specific. The coding region runs from base 209 to 2971 and encodes 920 amino acids. Gene Ontology annotation, cellular component: nucleus. NCBI's taxonomy places the organism in Eukaryota, Metazoa, Chordata, Mammalia, Sirenia, Trichechidae. The record is from RefSeq and is a predicted model, not a curated record. Gene Ontology annotation, biological process: regulation of transcription by RNA polymerase II. The transcript is spliced from 7 exons.
AGGGCCGGGGUAGUGUCGCGUGUUCCUCUCGGGAAUUCUGGGAAAUGUAGUCCAGGAGCUCUGUGUAGUUGGAGGCAGGUUCGCUCCAGGAGGUUGAGCUUGCGGCCUUCGUUCCUUUUAGAGAGGUUGCAGACACCUCUGUUUCAUGGACCUAGUCACAUUUCUUCCCAGAAUGCCCAGCACAAGUUUGGCAGAGAGAAAUUAAUCAAUGAUCCUGCGUUCCCAAGGCUCUACCCUUCCCCAGAAGGAGGAGGACAAAAUGACCAAGUUCAAGGAAGCAGUGACAUUCAAGGACGUGGCUGUGGUCUUCACCGAGGAGGAGCUGGAGCUGCUGGACUCUGCCCAGAGGAAGCUGUACCAGGAUGUGAUGCUGGAGAACUUCAGGAACCUAGUCUCUUUGGGGCAUCAAUCCUUCACACCAAAUAUAAUACCUCCAUUAGAGAGAGAAGAAAAGCUUUGGAUGAUGAAGCCAGCAACCCAGAGAGAUAGCUCUUUAGGAGGCAAGAAUCUAAAAGAGAUGGAGACUCUUCAAGAAGUAGGAUUAAGGUACCUGUCACAUGAAGAGCUUUUCUGCUCGCAAAUCUGGCAACAAGUUAUAAGGGAGUUAAGCCAGGGUCAAGAGUCCACGAUAAAUAUUGAAGGAACUGUUUCUCAGUUGCAAAAACAAAGUGAUGUACCCUAUAAAGAUGAGGAGUAUGGUAAAGGCUUUCAUCAGCGUUCACAUCUUCAAAUUCAUCAGAGUGUCCACCUUGGAGAAAAACCCCUGGUAGGGCAGGAAUGUGGAAAAGGUUUCAUUUGGCACUCUCAUCUUCAACGUAACCAGAGGGUCCAUGCAGGAGAGAAGCCAUAUAAAUGUGAAAAAUGUGAUGACACCUUCCGUCGGUUUUCAAGUCUUCAAGCCCAUCAGAGACUCCACAGUAGAGAGAAAUCAUACAAACAUGAUGUGUUGUGUAAGGGCUUCAAUCAGAGGUCAUAUCUUCACCGUCAUCAGAGACUCUUCACUAGGCAGAAUCCAGACAAAUAUGAGGAGUGUGGGAGGAACAUUGGGAAAAGCUCACGUUACCAAGCUCAUCUGAUAGCCCACAGAGGAGAGAAACCCUAUAAAUGUGAGGAGUGUGGGACAGGCUUCAGUCAGAGUUCAUAUCUUCAAGUCCAUCAGAGAGUCCACACUACAAAGAAACCUUACAAAUGUGAUGAGUGUGGCAAGGGCUUCAGUUGGCGCUCACGAUUACAGGCUCACCAACGAAUCCACACUGGAGAAAAACCAUACAAAUGUGAUGCAUGUGGUAAGGGCUUUAGUUAUAGUUCACACCUUAACAUUCAUUGUAGAAUCCACACAGGAGAGAAACCCUACAAAUGUGAGGAAUGUGGUAAGGGCUUCAGCGUGGGUUCACACCUUCAAGCCCAUCAGAUAAGCCACACUGGAGAGAAACCAUACAAAUGUGAGGAGUGUGGGAAGGGCUUCUGUCGGGCCUCGAAUCUUCUGGACCAUCAGAGAGGUCAUACUGGAGAGAAACCAUAUCAGUGUGAUGCAUGUGGUAAGGGCUUCAGUCGUAGCUCAGAUUUUAACAUUCAUUUUCGAGUUCAUACAGGAGAAAAACCCUAUAAAUGUGAGGAAUGUGGUAAGGGCUUUAGCCAAGCCUCAAAUCUGCUGGCUCAUCAAAGAGGCCACACUGGAGAAAAACCGUACAAAUGUGCUACGUGCGGCAAAGGCUUCAGUCGUAGUUCAGAUCUUAACGUUCAUUGUAGAAUACACACAGGAGAAAAACCCUAUAAAUGUGAGAAGUGUGGUAAGGCCUUCAGUCAGUUCUCAAGUCUUCAAGUCCACCAGAGAGUCCACACUGGAGAGAAACCAUAUCAAUGUGCAGAGUGUGGGAAGGGUUUCAGUGUAGGUUCACAGCUUCAAGCCCAUCAGAGAUGCCACACUGGAGAGAAACCAUAUCAAUGUGAGGAGUGUGGGAAGGGCUUCUGUCGGGCCUCAAAUUUUCUGGCUCAUCGUGGAGUCCACACUGGAGAGAAGCCAUACCGAUGUGAUGUGUGUGGUAAGCGCUUCAGACAGAGAUCAUACCUUCAAGCCCAUCAGAGGGUCCACACUGGAGAGAAACCAUACAAAUGUGAGGAGUGUGGGAAAGUCUUCAGUUGGAGUUCAUACCUUCAAGCCCAUCAGAGAGUCCACACUGGAGAAAAACCGUACAAAUGUGAGGAGUGUGGGAAGGGCUUCAGUUGGAGUUCAAGUCUUAUAAUUCAUCAGCGAGUCCAUGCUGAUGAUGAGGGAGAGAAACCAUACAAAUGUGAGGAGUGUGGGAAGGGCUUUAAUCAGGCCUCACAUCUUCUGAUCCACCGGAGAGGUCACAGUGGAGAAAAACCAUUCAAGUGUGAAGAGUGUGGGAAGCGCUUUGUUCAGAAGUCACACCUUCGAUCCCAUCAGGGAAUCCACGCAAGAGAGAAACCGUACAAAUGUGAGGAGUGUGGGAAGAGCUUUAUGACAAAAUACUAUUAUGAAUUUCAUCUGGUAGCCCACACUGGAGACAAACCCUAUAAAUGUGAAGUGUGUGGGAAAGGCUUCAGUCGUAGAGGAGAUCAUAAAAUUCAUUGUAGAAUCCACAUAGGAGAGAAACCCUAUAAUUGUGAGGAAUGUGGCAGGGCCUUUAUUCGUGCUUCACGUUUUCGGGAACAUCAGAGAAUCCACACUGGGGAAAAGCCAUUCAAAUGUGAUGCAUGUGGUAAGAACUUCCAUUUUAGAUCAUCAUUUAUUAAUCAUUACAGAAUGCACACAGGAGAGCAACCGUACAAAUGUGAGCACUGUGGGAAGGGUUUCAGUUUUCGCUCAAAACUUUAUAUCCAUAAGAGGGUCCAUACAGGAGAGAAACCCUAUAACUGCAAGGAGUGUGGGAAGGGCUUCACUCAGGCUUCAUAUCUUCUGACCCACCAGAAAGUCCACACUGGAGAAAAGCCAUUCAAAAGUAAAUAGUGUGGGAAGGGAUUUGGUCAGAAUUCACAGUGGAGCUACAGUCUUGACAAUCACCAUAAGGUCCACACAGGAGAGAAACUGUACAGAUGUGUAUGCUAAAGUCUUCCAUCAGUUUUCAGAACUUCAAUGUCAUCAGAACAUUUACACAGCAGAAAAACCUUAUAAAUGUAAGACAGGUAGUAAGCACUUUAGGUUGAAUUCAGAUCUUGUAAGACAUCAAAGAAUCCAUGGUGAUGAUAAGUUUUAUAAAAGUAAUGAGAGUGAUGAACUUCAGAGAAUCUUCAGAUUAAAGAAGUUCUAUAAAAUAAUUUAUAAAAACUCAUGUGCAACCUGAAUUAUUGUGUUCAU